Folsomia candida is the source of this 2027-nucleotide messenger RNA. RefSeq lists its product as uncharacterized. Lineage: Eukaryota; Metazoa; Arthropoda; Collembola; Entomobryomorpha; Isotomidae. Gene Ontology annotation, cellular component: nucleus. The record is from RefSeq and is a predicted model, not a curated record. The transcript is spliced from 7 exons. The coding region runs from base 442 to 1626 and encodes 394 amino acids.
UUCUCAUCGUAUGUAUGUAUGCAUCAACCUCUUGUCAAUUAAGUACAUAUAAUAAAUUUUUGCGAUAGGUAGAUUAAUUACUGAUUAAUUAAUCGAGACAUAAUAAAACUGAUAAAACUGAGAAAAUAAAACUGAUUAAAGCAUUUGGUCAAAACAUAGUGCUGAUAUAGUUACUUAAUUGGCUAGACCAGCUUUAAUUAAUAAAAAUUUGUGAAAAACUCAAAAUACAGAAAUCUGAACAAAUAAAUAUUUACAAAUUUCAUUGACUAAAAUUGUUUAACUUCAGUGCAAGUAGUCGUCUCAAAUCGAAAUACGCUUGUUCCUGGACACUAUUUCUCCAGUGAGAAAAAACAUAAAAAACUGGACAGAAUUUGUUAUUUUGCUGGUUUAUAAAAUAUUGUUUGCAUUUUAACAAUUAAAACACUUUAAAUUCGAAGAAAUAUGAGUGAACCAGGAACUUCAAGCAAAAAAAAAACUCAGAGAGAUAAAGUCACUUUCCCACGAAUUGGUGCUUCUUACCGUAUUUGUGAAAUUGGAUCCGCUGAAGAUAUUUUGGGAAUUUCACGCGAUAAGCUGGCUCAUCGAGUCAUGAUAACUGGAACGCAUGGAAUUACAAUGCAAUUUAAUAUUUUCUCAUUACGCUCGGAAAAAACCUGGAAAAUUAGUCCAAAGGAAUUUUCUAGCGCAGUGUUAUAUAAUCAGCAAAUAGACUCGUAUGUGGGAAUCGUCAAUCAUGUAACGCUUCUACACUGGUCGAUAGAUAAGUCGCCAUUUGAGGAGAAUGAUAAAUCAAUUCAGCUCCCAAAAAGAGCUGACCGUAUAAUAAAUAAUCAAAAUGGACAAAUUUUUAUAAUUUUCGAAACUGGCCAAAUUACGUCGUUGGAUACAAUUCUACAAGGAGAAUAUGUGGAGCGCCAGGGAGUUAAUGUUCCUCCAAGUAAAAUUAGAGACGCAUUGGCAAUAUCAGAUAGUGCUGGUCGAGAUUGUGUACUAUUUGCAACAUCGUUUGAGAAGCCUGAACGAGGUACCUCGUCCUCGUCGAAUGAGAUACGAUUUUAUUUAACGGAUGUCAAGGACAAUGAAACUAUCUCCCGAGGCAGCAUGAACCCUGUCAAUCUUAAGCACUCGGCAAUUGGAUUCUGUCUGCAAAAUAACUGCCUGCCAAUAUAUUUAGGUAGCGAUUUGAAAAUAUACCAGCAUCAAAUGAAACCGGAGAUUCUCCCGAAAAUGCUGACUCAUCUCAAAGACCGUCCUACAUUGAUCAGGUCAACAGGCGAUCAUGUUCUGAUUUGCCAACAAAUUUCAGACAAAAUUAGUUUAAAGGUUUAUCAGACUUGUGAUCUGGACUGCGCAAUUUAUGAGCGUGAGCACAAGGCUAGUUUCCCACACGAUAUCCAAAUUAUAGAUGACAAUAUAUUUUUCAUCAUGAGAACAGAGAUUAUGCUGUUUCGUCUUAUUCGAAAAUUUUCCGUGGGAAAGGAUAUCGGAUUGACUUCUAGUGGACCAUUUUGCUCACCUUGUAACGUACAAUUCUUAGCCAAGGAAAGCUUGAAGGACCAUCAAAAUUCAUCAGAAUGUAAGGAAUAUAAACCAAAAUGUCGAUCUCUACAGAAAUUAGUUUUGUAACAGACAUAUCCAAAAGACAAUUAGAGACGAGAUGAAGAUUUAAAAGUAAUUCGUCCUCAACAGUAAUUUAUUUUUAUGGUAGAUUUGUCAACAAUAUUGAUACUAAUUUAUAUUAGUUGUUUUGUAACCAGUUCCACAUUAUUACUCUCUGUUUAUUUAUAUACUUGUAUGAAUGGAGUCCAAUACUAACAGUUAGAAUUUUGGAUUUUUUGCAUGCCUCUAAUUAAGCCUGUAAUUAUGCCUCUAAUUAAUUUAUUCGAAUCAAAUCAAAAUCAAAUUUUAUAAUCUUUUUCAAAUCAAAAUCAAAUCAAAUAUUCUCCUCUACGAAUUAAUUCUAAAUAUAUCACUAUUAUACAUAAUUCGCAACAAGUUCGAAUAAUAUAAAUUAAAAAUAUUACUUA